CUGCUGGACCGUAGACUUGUGCGAGUACUCGCGCCAUAGCCUCGACGCUUUUACUACGGCUUCCCUCGCACCUCCUCUGGCAUCCCAAAGCCACGCGACCUGAUCAUGGACGUGCUUUAUCUGCGUGGAAUGAGCGACGUAAGUUAACUUACGCGAAGCAUUUUGAUCGUUCCGUCGGGUUCGUGGGUUCGAGCGUUGAGCCUCCGCAUUCCGGCAGCAUGCUGCUAGGAGACGUCGAACCGUGCGAGCUAGAGCAAAGACUACAGCAGCAAUGGGGCGCGGCCCGUCAGCUCGCCUCUGACCUCCAAUCCUCCGUCGCCGGUUAUCUCGCCGCGUCCGUGCAACCGCCCUCCCUGAGCGAUCUCGGCCUUCACUCGUCGACAGCCUCAGAUCGCGUCUGCGAUGCGACGUGUAGCCGCGACAACGCUAGCGACGGGGCAGAACGUCGGGAUGAAGAUAGAGCGCGGUUGCGGGAAGCAGCGAUGGCGCGGCUACGUGGCUUUCGGUGGCAGGCGCAGGUGAUCCUCCAGCAGAGCACUGUGCUGGCUGACGUCACCUUCCAUCUCUGCGACUUCUUCGAAGCUUCGUCCUCCUUAAGCCCCGAAGAGCUUUCUCGGUUGGCAGCAGAGAGCUCGUUGCUGCAGCUCUUCGAGGCUUCCUCGAACCUUCCAUCCGACGAGGACUCGUCUCGGCUGCUGUCUAGCAGUGCGUGUUCAGUCGAAGGAGCGAGAGAGGUAGCGCGUGUGACAGUAGCGGGAUCAGGAGAAGGCGGCGGGGCGGAGGAUCCAGGAGAAAGCGAAUGGGACGCGCCGAAGGCAGGCGUUGAGGAGGCAGUUGGGGAGGAGCCCGCGGAGAUGGCGGAAGGCGAGGACGGGCAGCUGUGAGUGCUGCUGCGGCUGUAGCUGACGUGGCGCUGAUGGUGGAGCAAGAGGUGGAGAGGGAGAUGAGCCGCAAGGACGAAUUCUCGCAUGCUAGUGCCACAAGCCCACCCCGGGCGCAUCCACUGUCGGUCACAUGGCAGCAGCCAUGGUGGCUGGCAGGCGCUGCCUCUGCUGUCCCUGCUGCUGGCAUGAAUGCGCCUGCCAGUGCCAUGGAGCCCUUAGGUUGGCCAGCACAGAGAGCAGCACAAGGAGGGCGGAUAGAGGAGAGAGGAUGCGGGGGGUUUGCGGAGUUCAGUGGGCGAAGUAGUGCGGGUUUUGCGGCAUUUGCUGCAGGUGGACUGGCUGGUAACCAGCAGACCAGUGCAGUUGGAGCAGUCACCAGCAGCAGCCGGGGCGCCAGAACCAUGGGGCACCAGUCAGAGGCGACUUCAGGAUUUGAGGAACCUGGGAGUGCUGGGAAGUCAUUGUCACCACUCUUCACACUUAUGAGGAGAUAG
This is a messenger RNA of Closterium sp. NIES-67, 1378 nucleotides long. The record is from the annotation of a GenBank genome assembly. Lineage: Eukaryota; Viridiplantae; Streptophyta; Zygnematophyceae; Desmidiales; Closteriaceae.